Molecule: messenger RNA, 1846 nt
Organism: Pteropus alecto (black flying fox)
Lineage: Eukaryota; Metazoa; Chordata; Mammalia; Chiroptera; Pteropodidae
Gene: SLC1A5
Product: solute carrier family 1 member 5
Exons: 8
Coding region: 75-1157 (360 amino acids)
Biological process (GO): L-aspartate import across plasma membrane
Cellular component (GO): plasma membrane
Molecular function (GO): neutral L-amino acid transmembrane transporter activity; symporter activity; L-aspartate transmembrane transporter activity
Source: RefSeq, a predicted model, not a curated record
GCCCCGCCCUCGCCGCCAUCAACGCCUCGGCCGGGGUCUCCGGCCCCCUGGAAGAGACUCCCAGCAAGGAGGUGAUGGAUUCCUUCCUGGAUCUCGUAAGAAAUAUCUUCCCCUCCAACCUGGUGUCUGCAGCCUUCCGCUCAUACUCUACCUCCUAUAAAGUGAUACGGAACAAUGAAACCCAGGUGAAGGUACCCGUGGGGGAUGAGGUGGAGGGUAUGAACAUCCUCGGCCUGGUGGUGUUUGCCAUCGUCUUUGGCGUGGCCUUGCGGAAGCUGGGGCCUGAAGGAGAGCUGCUCAUCCGCUUCUUCAACUCCUUCAACGAUGCCACCAUGGUGCUGGUCUCCUGGAUCAUGUGGUAUGCCCCUGUGGGCAUCCUGUUCCUGGUGGCUGGCAAGAUUGUGGAGAUGAAGGAUGUGGGAAUGCUCUUCGCCAGUCUCGGCAAAUACAUCCUGUGCUGCCUGCUGGGCCAUGCCAUCCACGGGCUCCUGGUCCUGCCCCUCAUCUACUUCCUCUUCACCCGGAAGAACCCCUACCGCUUCCUGUGGGGCAUCUUGACACCGCUGGCCACCGCCUUCGGAACCUCUUCCAGCUCGGCCACUUUACCGCUGAUGAUGAAGUGCGUGGAGGAGAGGAACGGCGUCUUCAAGCACAUCAGCCGCUUCAUCCUGCCCAUCGGUGCUACCGUCAACAUGGACGGUGCCGCGCUCUUCCAGUGUGUGGCCGCAGUGUUCAUUGCACAGCUGAACCAGCGACCCUUGGACUUCGUGAAGAUCAUCACCAUCCUGGUCACCGCCACAGCGUCCAGCGUCGGCGCCGCGGGCAUCCCCGCUGGAGGCGUCCUCACCCUUGCCAUCAUCCUCGAGGCAGUCAACCUGCCUGUUCGAGACAUCUCUUUGAUCCUGGCUGUGGACUGGCUAGUGGACCGGUCCUGUACCAUCCUCAAUGUGGAAGGUGACGCCUUCGGGGCAGGACUCCUCCAACAUUAUGUGGAUCGGACAGAGUGUCAGAGCUCGGAGCCAGAGUUGAUCCAGGUGAAGAGCGAGACACCCCUGGCUCCUCUGCCUGUCCCCACUGAGGAGGGGAACCCCCUCCUCAAACAUUAUCCGGGGCCUGCUGGGAAUGCAGACAUCUGCGAGAAGGAAUCCGUCAUGUAAACCCCAGCGGGGACCUUUUCUGCCCUGAUGGGGACACUUUGGACAUUGGGAUCAUGAGGGAUGGAUAAAUGGACACACUGGGAUUCUGGGGAGCCUGGGGCCCCAGCUGCCCUCCUGGAUGCUGGAUCUCGGAGGCCUCGUUGCUGGGGUGUGUGUGUGUGUGUGUGUGUGUGUGUGUGUGUGUCAGUGUGUCUCCCCAAAUCUCCCCAGCUCCCAACUUCUGCCCCCCACCCAAGGCUAGGAAACAAGGUGGAGAAGUAGCAUCCUCCACACCUCAUUUGGGGAGCCUGCCUGGCCUCCCUGUCUCAGGACACAGGAUACCAGUCACCCCAUGGAAUUCUGCCCUCUUUGAGAAGAAGGAUGUUCAGACAUGUUGCUGGCUCCUUUGCUGCUUAUUUUGGUGGCUGUAGUUGUGUGCGUGUGUGCGCGUGCAUGCGUGAGUGUAUGUGUGCGUGUGUGCACGCACGCUGUGACUCCAUAGUACGUCCCACCCUGUCCCUGGACCUCUGUUCAUGACACAGUAACAGAAAUAGUGCCAGGAACUCUGGGUAAGGGGACAUUUUUUAGCAAUAAAAUUGUCGAGUAUAUGUAAUCAGAUGUUUUUAAGAAUAUGACCAAAAGCACUGGGGGAAAAAAAAAAAGUCUGGAUAAAUUAAACUUCAUUGAAAUAAAAUGUCUGUUCAUGAACG